GGAUAAUAUGUAAAUAUUGUAGGUAGUAGGUACCUACUAUUGUUUUCUUGUUUACCUAUUGAAACUUAUAAAUAUUCAAACCACUUGAUUUUGUUCUAAUAAAUCUCAAUGAUUUCGUUUGUGGUUCUUCUCUUGAUUUGUGCCAAGUUCGGUGUCUCUCAGUCUCCGGCUGAAGUAGUAUCAGCUCCAAAUCCUAUUAAUGUAAAAUUUACAAAAUCUAUAGAUUUUACGGUAGAAGGUGGGACUAACUCGUGGAAAGAUGACUUGAGAAAAUUUCUUUUUCAGGAAAAUGAGGCUUUCAAUCUAGGUACCAAAAAAGACAACGAAAAUGUUUCCAACAAGUCCUCAUCUGGCUUACAUAAGUACGAAAACACUUUAAAAAAUAUAUUCGAUAAGUGCAAAUAUAUGGUUGGUAAAAGUCAAAUACCGUUUUGUCUCUUAAAUCCAGCACAAACAUUUUCUGAAGCUGAUCACGUUUAUCCAAGCAGUUGCAAAGAAAUUUUGAAAAGUGGUAAAAAUAAGUCAGAUGUGUACAUAAUCAAACCUAAAACCAGUAACAAGCCGUUUGCCGUUUUGUGCGAUAUGGAAAUUAAAGGGGGUGGCUGGACUCAUAUUCAGAGGAGGUUUGAUGGAUCUCAAGAUUUUUACCUACCUUGGAGAGAUUACAAAUUUGGUUUUGGUAACCUUAUGGGUGAAUUUUGGAUUGGGUUGGAAAAUAUUUACGAUAUGACAGCUUUUGAAACAAGCGAACUCCUGGUAGAAUUAACUGAUACAGACAAAAAGAACAGUUACGCCCAAUAUACAUCAUUCUCAAUAGGCAACGAAAAAGAUGGCUACAUACUGAACAAACUUGAAGGGUAUUCAGGUGACGCGGGGGAUUCUCUAACAUAUCAUCUCAAUCAAAAAUUUUCAACUUUGGAUGUGGAUCAGGAUAAUAAUAUUUCUGGAAAUUGUGCACAACAAUAUGAGGGAGCUUGGUGGUACAAAGAAUGUCAUUAUAGCAAUCUAAAUGGAAAAUUUAUGACUCUAGUACUACCUGAGGCAUAUAAAUAUCAUGGACUAAACUGGCAAAUCAACAAAGGGUAUGCUAAUUUGGCAGGAUCACGAAUGAUGAUACGACCAGUUCGAGAAUAAAAUAUUGUUUCCUGCAAAUUGAAUAAAUUAAAAUUGUUGUUGCAAUAAUUGCAUUAGAUUUAUUGCAUAUUUACGGUUGCACAAUAUUAUGUAUAAAUAGAAAUAUUUUUAAUAACAAUUUAACUAUAUA
Messenger RNA from Diabrotica virgifera virgifera (western corn rootworm), 1264 nucleotides. RefSeq names its product ficolin-2-like. NCBI's taxonomy places the organism in Eukaryota, Metazoa, Arthropoda, Insecta, Coleoptera, Chrysomelidae. The transcript has 6 exons. The record is from RefSeq and is a predicted model, not a curated record. The coding region runs from base 109 to 1134 and encodes 341 amino acids.